Mesorhabditis belari is the source of this 894-nucleotide messenger RNA. The record is from the annotation of a GenBank genome assembly. NCBI's taxonomy places the organism in Eukaryota, Metazoa, Nematoda, Chromadorea, Rhabditida, Rhabditidae.
AUGUUGGAUCCUCGACAAUUCCUUCUUUUCAUCGAUCCACACAUGGCGACUUUAUUAGCCCGACCUCCACAACUAUCUGGAUUGGGUGGUCUUAUUCUACCAACAGUGAAGCCAUCUCCAUCUUCCAUCACUCCACAUGUUCCAUCUUUUCGCAUUCAAGAUCUUUUGGAAGCGCCUCGUGGACAUGAUGACAUGGCGAAUACGAGUGGAGAAAGUGAUAGCAUCGAGAUUGAGUCUCCACUUGAUCGCAAAGCCACAUGCAGUAGUCCAUUUGGUGGAAGUGAGGGUCGAUCAAGUCCAGUCUCGCGAGAAGGCGGAAGCAAGAAAGCCCGAAAGGCGAGGACGAUCUUCACCGAUAAACAGUUACAAGAGCUUGAGUCGAUGUUCGAAAAGCACAAGUACCUGAACGUCCAAGAUCGAAUGGAGUUGGCUCAAAGGAUGGGGCUGACGGACACCCAAGUCAAGACUUGGUAUCAGAAUAGAAGAACCAAAUGGAAGAGGCAAGCGUCAGUGGGAAUGGACCUGUUGAGUGAGGCAGGGAAUAUGGCUGCUGUUCAACAAUUGAUUCGGAGUAACCCGUACUGGUCCAACUUCGUGCAAUCAUUCCCGGGUGCCGGUCUCAACAUGAUGCUCAUGCAACAAUCGAUGGGUCUCUCCGGUCUUCCCCUUUCCACUUCCACUGAUCUCUCAUCCAUCUCCUCGCCAUCGAUCUCCUCCCCAUCAUUGCCCACCGGAUUCCCCCUGAUCAAUCCCUCAUUUCUAGCUUUAGCUCAAUCACAAACCCCACUUUCUUCCAGUACACCCAUUUUGUCCCAAUCCUCUCCGAAUCUUAAAUCCACUCCAAUCCCAAAUUCUCAUCCAGGCAGUCCAUCUGAGAGUGAUUCUCGACAAGAU